AUGCAUUUUAAUAAACUCUAUUCAUUAGCCCCUUCUGCAUCAGAAUCAUCGAGCCUGAUUCUUUCUGGAGCUUCUUCCACGGCCUUUGCUAGCACGACUACCGAAGCCACAACCGUGGCUGAACCCAUCUCAACAGAGACUGCCACUACCGAAGACAAUGCCUCCAUCAACUCCGAUAUUGAAACAACUGCCGCAGAGACUACUAUCAACGCCAACACUUCCAUAGACUCUGAUGCCACGAUCGCAGAUACUACCACAGCCCUCCCGACGACAACAAAUGGCGCUGUAUAUACUUGUUCUGAUCUCGAUGGUUCAUACACAACCUCCACUGGAGACGUUUUCACCGUUGCCUGUAAUAAAGCCUACUACGGCAUUUCGACGCUUGUUGAUCCUUUCGAGGUUGAUAGCUUUACUUCUUGCAUCGACACCUGCUCUGGCCGUGUCGUGUGCGAGGCUGUGGAUUAUAAGAGGGAUGAAAGAAUGUGUUAUCUGUUUGCAUGCGACGGCAAUGUCGUACUUGACAUCAACUUCGAAUAUGAUGUUGCAUUCAGAUCGGGUACAGAACCGUGA
Molecule: messenger RNA, 570 nt
Organism: Fusarium venenatum
Lineage: Eukaryota; Fungi; Ascomycota; Sordariomycetes; Hypocreales; Nectriaceae
Source: RefSeq, a predicted model, not a curated record